AUGCCCACUGCCACAGAUGCCGAGAGGCAGGGAUGGCAUCUUCCCGAUGGCCCCGCGAGGGAGUGUGGACCUAAGACCCUGAUUUUGUCCUUCUGGCCUCCCGAACUUCGAGAGCAUAACCAGGGACCACCCAAAUAUUACUUUAUUUGGGUAUUGGGCUUAAAUUCUUUUGGGGGGGGGGCUGAAAAUUUUUAUGGCAAUACUAACUAUCUCACUAAUACAAACCUAUCUUUUUUUUUUCCCCUCCUAGGCCCUGCAGGAGCGGCUAAAGAUGUAACAGAAGACUCGUUAACAGAAGAUGACAAGAGGCGAAACUAUGGAGGAGUGUAUGUUGGUCUCCCAUCUGAAGCUGUCAACAUGGUAUCUAAUCCAACAAAGACAGUUCAAAAAAAUUAGAAGAAAAUAUCAUGACAAUAAUCAAGAGCAGUGUUCAUCAAGAUUUAGAGACGUUGCAAUGUGCAGACAUUUCCAAGGAAAUUCUAAACAGUCACCUGCCUCCCCAACCUCCCCAAAGUUCUUAAGUCUGUGGUUAAAGCCAUGGGUGCCUAUUGAACGAUGUACUACUAGAAAGGACUUAGACAGUACACCUGUAUAUGGAACUUUCCACGGUCCACCUACGACAGACGAGCUAACAGACUUGCCCAGCCAGCCUGCUCUGCGCCAGCAGCAUUUCCACCCUGGCCACUCAACCGGUUCAUGAAGAUGACGUCUUUUCACUGAUACUUUUUUGAUAGUUUUUAUAUAACCAAGUCCUUAUUCUAUUUGUAACUGAAGAUAAUAAGGCACUAUAGACGAAUUCCCUGAAAUAAUAUAUUUGUCUGCUAUCUUUCA
Myotis brandtii (Brandt's bat) is the source of this 831-nucleotide messenger RNA. Its product is annotated as chromosome unknown open reading frame, human C12orf75. The transcript is spliced from 6 exons. Bases 1 to 396 code for a protein of 131 amino acids. The record is from RefSeq and is a predicted model, not a curated record. NCBI's taxonomy places the organism in Eukaryota, Metazoa, Chordata, Mammalia, Chiroptera, Vespertilionidae.